Xiphophorus couchianus (Monterrey platyfish) is the source of this 2620-nucleotide messenger RNA. RefSeq names its product toll-like receptor 2 type-1. Gene Ontology annotation, cellular component: signaling receptor complex; plasma membrane. Gene Ontology annotation, biological process: toll-like receptor signaling pathway; inflammatory response; immune response. Gene Ontology annotation, molecular function: protein binding; transmembrane signaling receptor activity; triacyl lipopeptide binding. The coding region runs from base 100 to 2535 and encodes 811 amino acids. The transcript has 12 exons. NCBI's taxonomy places the organism in Eukaryota, Metazoa, Chordata, Actinopteri, Cyprinodontiformes, Poeciliidae. The record is from RefSeq and is a predicted model, not a curated record.
CUUGUAGUUCCUCUUUAUGAUGGGAUAAAACCCUUUUUAUUCUCCGACUCAUUGACUUUCUGUCGUCCAUUUCAUCUCAUCUCACCGGAUACUAAGGGGAUGAAGCAUCUGAGGAUUCUGGCGCCGUUCCUCUUCCUCUCGCUGAUCCGGGAUCAGACGGCGAACAGAGAUGAUUUGAGGCCGACCUGCAGGCGCUGCGACCUCCAUCACUCCUGUAACUGCUCCUUCGGUGGGUUCACCCAUGUUCCCAUGGUAACAGACCAAGCACUGAGCCUGGACCUUUCCUUCAACAACAUCACCAUGGUGACCCAAGAUGACCUGAUGGGACACUCACAACUGAGGGCUCUGGAUCUCCAUGGUAACGGGUUAGCUGAGAUCCAUCCGUCAGCGUUCGACUCGCUGUGGAGCCUGGAGGAACUGGAUCUGUCUGACAACCAGCUGAAGUUUCUCAACCCCAAGUGGUUCAACAAGCUGGAGCCACUGAAGCAUCUCAACCUGAUCAACAAUCCGUACAGUUUUCUUGGCUCCCCUUCAUUGUUUCUUGGGCUUUCCAGACUGAGAAGGCUGAUGUUUGGAGGUCCAGAUCUGAAGGAGCUGAGGAGAGAAGACCUAUCAGGAGUCACCCACCUGGAAGAGCUUACUGUUCAGGCCAACAAUCUGGACCGGUAUGACGCUGGUACUUUUGGGGACAUUUGGCCCCUGGGUCAUGUCACCCUCAGUCUUCACGGCCCGUUUUUAACAAACCCUGCGUUGGCUGCAGCUAUGCUCAAUGACGUGUCCUACCCUGAAACUCAGCUCACUCUGUCAGACCUCCGUCUGGCUCAUAAUGUGUCUGUUCAACCUUUUAAAGAUUCAAUCAACAUAAUCAGAUAUCUGUCUCUCCAUAAUGUGUCGCUGUCUGAUGAAGCAUGUGGCUUCCUGCUGGCACUGCUAGAUGGAGUCCCGCUCAGAUCCCUCUCCCUUGUGGGUUUAACUCUGACAGGCGAGGGCAGGUGGGUAGCGGCUAACCAGACAGAUCUGAGCAGCAUGGACGAGUUCUUUGCCAGUGACGUCAUAAUUUUAGACAUUUUGAAGUUUGCCAUGGAUUCAGAAAUACAGUAUCUGGUGCAACACCAGAAGAAGCUCUCCAUUAUUAACUCAAAGUUGUUCCUGUUAUCCUGUUACAUAACCAAGAAGAUGGUGAACACAUUAUACUUGGAUGUGUCCGAUAACCUGCUAACCGACCUGACUCUGUCUUACAUGCUGUGUGACAACGACGAAACUCUCCAGGAGCUCCGAGUUUUAAACAUGAGCGGAAACCUUCUGAAGUCUUUGUCCACGUUGAGUCGCCUGGUCACCAAGCUCACCAAGCUCACCCAGCUGGAUGUUAGCAGAACCGGCUACAGAUCCAUGCCCACCAGUUGCUCCUGGCCGUCCACCCUGAGGUAUCUCAACAUCUCCCGGGCUAAGCUAACCAUCGUCACUCCCUGUCUUCCAAAAUCUCUGGAGGUGUUGGAUUUAAGCUAUAAUGAUCUCAAAGAAUUUGUGUUGACAUUGCCAAUUCUGAGAGAGCUCCAUCUUUCUGGAAACAAGUUCCUGAGGUUACCAGCAGGGGGCCCAUACCACAAUCUGCAAACACUCAUGAUACAGUCAAACACCUUGAACACGUUCAGCCUUUCAGACCUUCAGUCAUACAGACGACUUGAGAACCUCGAGGCCGGACACAACAAGUUUGUUUGCUCCUGUGGAUUCGUCACAUUCCUCCGCUCACAACUAACAGGAAGUGGAGAUGUGAAAAUAACAGAUAAACAUCAGACCUAUGUCUGUGACUCCCCUCUCUACCUGCAGGGGGAGGCAGUGAGUCACGUUAGCCUCUCCAUCAUCCAGUGCCAGCCAGUUUUGUUUGUGUCUGUUAGCUGUGGGGUCGCACUGCUUCUUGGGAUACUGGUUGCAGGCCUGCUUUGGCGAUGCCACGCAUUCUGGUUCCUGAAGAUGACCUGGGCCUGGCUGAAGGCCACGAGAAGUUCCCAACGACGACGGCGAAACAGAAACACGGAGGAAUCAGAUCCAUUGCUGUCCUUUGAUGCAUUUGUUUCCUACAGUGAAGAAGAUGCCAGCUGGGUGGAAAACCUUCUGGUACCUGAGAUGGAGGAGCCAAGCGACUCAGACUCAGAGAGUCCAACAUCCCCGUUGACUCUCUGUCUCCACAAGCGAGACUUCCUUCCUGGACACUGGAUCAUGGACAACAUCAUGAGCGCCAUCGAACGCAGUCGUCGUACUAUCUUCGUCCUCUCAGAGAACUUCGUCCAGUCCGACUGGUGCCGCUAUGAACUGGACUUCUCCCACUUCUGGCUGUUUGAGGCCGGCGGAGACGCUGCCAUUUUGAUUCUGCUGGAGCCGCUGUCCAAGGACGACGUCCCCAAACGUUUCUGCAAACUGCGCAAACUCAUGAGCUCCACCACCUACCUGGAGUGGCCUCAAGACGAGGAGAGGAGGCCGGAGUUCUGGAGGAGUCUCCGCAACGCUCUGAGAGGAGACAAUGAGCAGGAGAACUAACAGAUAAAAAACUGAAGAGAAAGAGAAGAACUUGUACCUACUGUCAGUCGACAAUGUACCUAAUAAACACCGAGAUGGAUUGCUG